Molecule: messenger RNA, 633 nt
Organism: Penicillium nucicola
Lineage: Eukaryota; Fungi; Ascomycota; Eurotiomycetes; Eurotiales; Aspergillaceae
Product: putative RNA binding protein Pym
Exons: 1
Coding region: 1-633 (210 amino acids)
Biological process (GO): exon-exon junction complex disassembly
Cellular component (GO): cytoplasm; exon-exon junction complex
Molecular function (GO): RNA binding
Source: RefSeq, a predicted model, not a curated record
AUGGCCUCCCACGUCGCCCGCUCCGGCAUCACCACCGAUGCCAUAACCGGCGAACGCUACAUUCCCUCCUCGGUACGCGCUGACGGCUCCAAGCGCAAGGAGAUUCGUGUCAAGCCAGGCUACAGACCCCCCGAAGAUGUCGAAGUCUACAAGACCGGUGCAGCAGCCGCUUGGAAGAACCGCGCAAAAGGCGGGGUGCCAGGUGCUGAACGAUUGAGCACCGGCGAAGACAAGACCACUGCCGCAACCACCGCCGCUACCGCAGCCAGCAACAAGAACGCCAAGCGGCGUGAAGCCAAGCGCCAGACCAAAGAAAACGACCAGCCCACCUCCGCUGAGACCAAAGGUGUGGAGUCCAACAACUGGCGUGCCCAGGCUGCGGCACCCGCACCACCUAAGAAGGAGGAAAAGCCCGCCGAGGAGCCCGUUGACGUGGAGGCGGAGAAGGAGAAGAAGGCUCGAAAUUUGAAAAAGAAACUCCGUCAGGCCCGUGAUCUGCGUCUCAAGAAACAGCAGGGUGAGGCCUUGCUCCCCGAGCAACUGGAGAAGGUUAUCAAGAUCCAGGAACUGGUGCGUCAGCUAGAUAUGCUUGGAUUUGACUCCAACGGCGACAAGAAGACGGAUGAGAAAUAA